CCCCUUCUUCAUUUCACAAACCCUUAAACCCUAAAACCCCCAAUUCAUUCCCUUAAACCCUAACCACCAAAUGAAAAUUCUCCUCCACAUCCUCCAAUCCCCCGCCUACCGCCGUCACCAAACCCGUUCAAUCUUCGAUUCCGCCGCCCCCAUCAAAUGGGUUCGCGACAGAGCCUUAGAUCACGCCGUAGAAAAAGAAAGGAACCUAAAACCUAUGAUAAACCUCAAGAACUUCAUCAAGUCUGAGCCCUCCAAAACCUCCCCAAUCUCUCUCAUUCUCCAACACAAACAUGACCUUGAAACCCCUUUUAGGCCAAUUGAGUUUAUUCGCAAGUACCCUUCUGUUUUCGAAGAGUUUUUGCCCGGUGGAAUCGGGGUGAAUCCUCAUAUUAGGCUGACUAAUGAGGUGAUGCAGCUUGAUGGGGAGGAGGAGAUGGUGUUUUUGAGUGGAGGGCAUAAGCAGGAUGUGGCUGAUAAGCUGUUGAAGCUGUUGAUGGUGGGGAAGGUUAAUAGGAUUCCAUUGCGUGUUAUCGAUAAGUUGAAGUGGGAUUUAGGUCUGCCUAAUGAUUAUGUUGAAAGUGUUGUUCCCGAGUUUCCAGAUUAUUUUUGUGUUAGGAAAUGUGAUGGUUUGGGGGUUCUUGAAUUGGUGUGUUGGAGUGAGGAGUUGGCUGUGUCGGAGAUGGAGAAAAGGGCAAUGAGUGGUAAAGAGGGGUAUAGUAAGGGAAUGCCAAUUGCGUUUCCUUUGCAGUAUUCGAGAGGGUUUGAGGUUGAUAAGAAGUUUAAGAAGUGGGUUGAUGAUUGGCAGAAGUUGCCUUAUGUUACUCCAUAUGAGAGUGUGCUGAGUUGUCAGGGCAAAGGGGAUGAGUUUGAUAAGUGGGCGGUCGGGGUUUUGCAUGAGAUUCUAAGUCUUUUUGUGCCCAAGAAGACUGAGAAGGAUAAUAUUCUAUUGCUUGGAGAUUAUUUGGGGGUUAGGUCGAGGUUUAAGAAGGCUUUGCUUCAACAUCCUGGUAUAUUUUAUAUUUCGAGUAAGCUUCAUACUCAUACUGUUGUUCUGAGGGAUGCUUAUAAGAGGGAUUUGUUGAUUGGGAAGCCUAAUCCAGUAAUGGAAAUGAGGUCUAAGUAUAUUCACCUUAUGACUGCGGUGAAAGAGGAGAGUAAAUCAAAGAGUGCCCAAGUUGGUAAUACUCGAAGGAAAAAGAAAAGUGUUGAUUUAAAAGAAGGGGAGGAAGAGGAUUCAAAGGACGAUGAAAAUGAGGAAGAAGAAGAUGAAAAUUCAAAUAGGUUGUCAGAUUCUGAGUUUGAGGAGGAGUCUGAUGAUGAUGACUAUGAGGACGAGUCUGAUGAUGAUGAAAGUGAACAUGAGAGUACAAUGAACAGAGGAAGAGCAAGCGGAAAAUCAAGUUUCGAAGAGAAGGCAAGAGCUUUGAGGACUGAGCAGAAACAAUUUGAUGGAAGACACCCAAGUAAAACUGGGGACAGACGGUCACCCACACAUUCCAGAGGGAAAGAAAUCCCCGCAAAAUUUGACAGAGACGAAUCAAAUAGAAGGCACCAAAGUAAAACUUUGGAUGGCCAAUCGCCAUCAUAUGAAAGAGGAAGACAAAGUCCUAUAAGAAAUGAGAGACAUGAAUCAACUGGAAGACGAGAAAGCAAUUAUAGACAUGAGAGAGAUGAAUCAAAAAGAAGCUACCCUGAUAAAGCUCAGGACAAAAGGUCAUCAACAUUUUCUGGAAGAAGAGAAGGCCCGUGGAGAGAUGAGUCAGAUCGUUCUGCUAGAAGACAAAGCCCUAUUAGAAAUGAGAGAGAAGAAUCAAAUGGAAGAAGAGAAAGCAAUUUUAGAAAUGAUAGUAAUGAAUCAAAAAGAAGUUACCCUGAUAAAUCUCAGGACAAAAGGUCAUCAACAUUUUCCGGAAGAAGAGAACGCCCUUGGAGAAAUGAGCCAGAUCGUGCUGCUAAAAGAUACCCGAGAGGAACUGAGGAUAGUCAGUCACCUCAAAGUUUUAGAGGUCAAGAAGCCUCUCCCACAAAUAGUCCAAACCAAUCUGAUAGACGACAUCCCAGUAAAGCUCGUGACGAGCAGUCACCUACACACACCAGAGGUAAAGAAACGCUUAAAAACCAAAUGGCUCGUAGGAAACCGCAUGGAAGGUCAGAUGUCUCGAGAACCAGAAAGAGUACUUCUCCAAACAAGACACCUACUUUUUAACGAUGCAGUUUGUGUUGAAGUGUCAUAGAAAGGUUUUGCUCCUACUUAUUUAUGUUGAGUUUGUUUUCUCUAAUUUUCUGAGACUUUAGAUCUCGGCAUAACUACAAGCGGGGUGUCACUUUUUGACCUGCAUAGCUGCAUUCUCUUGAAGUGUGUUUAUCAUUGCCAUAGUCUGGUUUGCAAUUACUGCAAAAGCACUUCUCUCCUCUUCCAGUCUUGGAGGAGUGCCGAGUUGAAUGAGCAAAUUAAGAAAUUUGAGGAGGUAACACUGUCGGAGUUCGAGAAGCAGGGGGAGAACAGCAGCAGAGAGCCGCUAUAAAGUACCUGUAAUGUAAUUGGAAGCGGAGGAGAUGACUACACUUCUAAUUAUUUUCUUGAAGGAUCAAAGUCUAAUAUCAACAUUAAAGCAUUCACUGAUAACCUUAUAACUAGGGGUGUGCAAACGGUUCGGUUAACCGA
Molecule: messenger RNA, 2665 nt
Organism: Daucus carota subsp. sativus
Lineage: Eukaryota; Viridiplantae; Streptophyta; Magnoliopsida; Apiales; Apiaceae
Product: protein WHAT'S THIS FACTOR 1, chloroplastic
Exons: 3
Coding region: 71-2206 (711 amino acids)
Molecular function (GO): RNA binding
Source: RefSeq, a predicted model, not a curated record